Messenger RNA from Exophiala dermatitidis NIH/UT8656, 1899 nucleotides. RefSeq lists its product as uncharacterized. The record is from RefSeq and is a predicted model, not a curated record. Bases 61 to 1281 code for a protein of 406 amino acids. Gene Ontology annotation, biological process: maturation of SSU-rRNA. NCBI's taxonomy places the organism in Eukaryota, Fungi, Ascomycota, Eurotiomycetes, Chaetothyriales, Herpotrichiellaceae. Gene Ontology annotation, cellular component: cytoplasm. The transcript has a single exon.
ACAAAAUCUACGAGCGCAGGCGGCCAGAACAAGCAUCAGCAGUGUUACUAAACGACAACUAUGGCUCCAUACGAUAGCGAUUCGUCCGACGACGGCGACGACUAUUCGACCACCAAUGUUAUCCUCGGAUACGCCACGAGCGAAUCUACAGGCGACGAAAUCAGCCAUGUUGGCGGCUUUCCUACUUGGAUAGACCCGAAUCAACCUCCUCCUGCGGCGCUGGCACGAUGCAAAGUCUGCCAGGGAUACAUGUCCCUUCUCCUCCAACUCAACGCCGACCUGCAGCAGUAUUUUCCUCAGGACGAGCGCCGUUUACAUGUUUUCUGUUGCAGGAAGAAAGCAUGCUCGAAGAAGGUCGGCAGCAUUAGGGCACUUCGAGAAGUCAGGAAGCCUGAGCGACGGGAGAGUAAAGAAAAGCAAACGCCGCCAGAGACAAAUUCAGACAAGCCAAUGCCUGAUUUGGGGGCGGCUCUUUUUGGAGGGUCAGCUUCAUCUUCAGCCACCAACGGCGCCAAUCCGUUCUCCAUGUCCGGGUCGAGCGGUGCGCAAGCGGCCGCGAAUCCAUUUUCGUCCCUGGGUUCUCCUUCGACACUCGCGGCGAAGCCUCCGCAGCGGACUGUUGACGAGCCAGCGCCGCUUGCCCAGUCUUUCGCCGACAAACUCAAAAUCGGGGUCGAGCCAAAGCCCGCGUCUACAAGCGUCGAUGCCGAACCUUGGCCAGAACAGUCCGCAUUCCCUCCACCAUUCAAAUCAUUCUAUCUGGAUGCAUACCCUGAAGAGCUUGACAAAGAGCCCAUGGAACUCACAAAUGCGGAAGCUUCGAAAGCACAGUAUGAGAUGGACGACAGCGGCGGAGGGGCGGGUGCUUCUGAUAAGGACGACUUUGAAUCAUCCUUGGACGAAAGUUUCCAGAAGUUUUCGGAUCGAAUAGCCCAGAAUCCUGAGCAGGUCCUACGAUACGAGUUUAAAGGCGUGCCAUUGCUUUAUUCCGGUUCGGACGGCGUUGCUUCGAGAUUUGUGGUGCCCCACGGUAAAUCCGGGGCAGUAAGAGGGAUACCCAGGUGCGAGAGCUGUGGUGCUCAACGGGUCUUUGAGCUGCAGCUCGUGCCUGGCCUGAUCUACGAGUUAGAAAAGGACGAACCCAUGGAUUUGGAGGAUGGCAUGGAGUGGGGGACCGUUAUUGUCGGGACGUGUGCGAAUAACUGUGGUGAACCGGGCAAAGUAUCCUUCCGGGAGGAAUGGGUCGGGGUUCAGUGGGAAGAAAGAGUGGCAAGAAAAUGAAUUCGAAGUCAGCUUUGCAACGACGGUUAACACAACCUGGCUAUGGCGAACCUCUCACUUUCUGAAACUUACAGUGGUCCACCCACCAUCAGUUGCCAUGACCGUUGCGGCCACAUGAUUCCUCAAUCUGACUCAGAAGCAAGCGCCACGCACCCUGAUAUAUGUGCAACAUAGGUACCUUAGCCACGAACUCUUCGACGAUUUUUCAUGCUGGGUGUUACCACAUUUAGUCGAUCACCGCCGCUCUGUCUCCAUCACUGAGGUACUCAAGUCGUCCCGCGUAAGAAAGAAGAUUCCUUCGCCGCUGGACAGCUUAGAUACUAUACUGUAUACCUACAUACUAGCAUUCAAGUUUGUGGAAUGGAGUCGGAUCACGGGUAUACAUGGUUCUAGCUCCGCAAAGGAAACAUACCUUAUGGUCGACCCCAUGCACAGCAUCUUGAUGUCCGAGCUACACUACUAUCCGUACACAUUGAUAUCACCCACCAGAUAGGUGCCUAGGUGGUAAGUAAGUAUACACUGCACGUCAGCACUCUCCAGCCUCCCACAAACAUGAUCAAGUUCCAGUCCCACAAAGGCAAAUUCCGGCUCCCGGCUUACCCCAGCGCAGUGCACUCC